Molecule: messenger RNA, 892 nt
Organism: Cylicocyclus nassatus
Lineage: Eukaryota; Metazoa; Nematoda; Chromadorea; Rhabditida; Strongylidae
Source: the annotation of a GenBank genome assembly
UUUUUGACUCCUUCGCUUAUCGAGAUUAACCGCUUUGCUGACUUCACAAACCAACCUGAAAGAGCGUGAGAACAGCAGGCGGCUUUUGUUGGAGCCAUAAAACUCAAAACGAAUGGAACAGUCACCGCCUGGGCUAAAACAUCAUUGCCGUAGAGAGCUGAACGAGACGGUGUCUACAGGGAUCCUGACUGUGGCGGCAUGCGCACUCUGCCGUUGAGGAAAGAAAAUUACAAAAAGCGUUCAAUGAAGUUCCUGCUCUUUGCAAUACUUCCAUUGGCAGAAGCCUGGCUGUACUCAAACAGCAGUAUGCGAGUCUUCAGAAGCACGGAUCAAUCUACUGGUCGCCUUCAUCGCAACCUUUCUAAUACAGCACAUUUUGGACCUUGCGAAAGUGGAUGGACGUAUUUCGAUGAAACGAAUGCCUGCUAUAAGAACUUUUUUUGGGAAACCUUUCUCGACGCCGAAAGCAAAUGUAAGAAUUUCGAAGGACAUUUGACUUCGAUUCACAGCUUUGAAGAAAAUUUAUUUGUGGCUGAGCUGGCAAAGUCUGGAUUUCCAAUCAGUGAUUACUCACACGCAACCUGGAUAGGUCUGGCACGAGCUGAUUAUCUGAACAGUAGCCGGAAAGCUGAGUGGAUAUGGACUGAUGGCACGAAGGUUGAUUUUCUAGCAUGGUCUCCGAAAGAUCCGAAUGAUGAAGAAGGUCAAGAACGCUGUGUGCUGAUGUUUCCUGAUCCUUGGAAUAGAGCCAUUGAUGCUUUAUGGUACCAGAAAUGGAGUGACUACCGUUGUAGUACUAACACAAGAUCAUUUGUGUGCAAGAAAAAGGCUUCGCCUCAAAUGCUCUCCAGUGUGUGAUUCGUCGUCAUUUUGAAAUUCCAAUAAAUUCUUC